This is a messenger RNA of Moneuplotes crassus, 2375 nucleotides long. Lineage: Eukaryota; Ciliophora; Spirotrichea; Euplotida; Euplotidae. The record is from the annotation of a GenBank genome assembly.
AUGAAAACUAAAUUUUAGGUACUUCGAAAAGUUCAAAUCAGAUCAGAAAACAGUGUCAGAAGAAGAUAAUGCUUGCCUCAACUACUUCACUGCCCAGCCUGAGCUCUGCAUGGACUUGACCCACAAGGAGAAAGAGUACUGCUCUGAAGGAUUUAGAGAUGUGUACUAUCAUUGUAUCGACCGCUGAGGAGAUGGUACCGUUCAGAUGUCCCCAAGAAUGCUAGAGUGAGAUGACGGUAAUACAGAUGAUGGUGAUGGCUGUUCAAAAUAUUGUACAGUUGAAGAUAAACAUCUCUGUGAAAUAGACCCUACAUUAGGUAAUAAAUCAUACUGCCAGCUAGAAUGUGGAAGCGGAACUCUCGAAGCAGAUACAGAACUUUGUGAUGAUGGAAAUAGAGGUAGCGGAGAUGGCUGAGAGAGUGAUUGAACUAUUACGUAUAAGUAUAAUUGACUAAAUUUUCCUGAUCAGCCUUCCUACUGAACUCCUGCCUGAGGAAACUCUGAAAGGAACCCUGAAUAUGGAGAAACAUGUGAUGAUGGUAAUAAUAUGGACUUUGACGGAUGAUCUAAAGACUGAACAGUUGAGACUAACUACAUAUGAACACAAGUUUCAGGAGAGCCUGAUGUCUGUGAGACUGAGUUCCCGAGGCCAGUCCCAAUAACUUCUACAUUUGAUCAGAUGACUAACAUCAUUACAGUAGAGUUCGAUCAAGAAAUGAUGGACCAAGAAAUGAAGAAUACUAGCGUAGUUAUUUUCAUCGAAAGCCCUGAAAUAGAAAUAGACUUCACAUUCACAACUAAGUUUGAAGGUAAGCUCCAAAGAUCUCCUGAUUUGUGCUGACUAAUAUAUUUAGGGAAGAACUUUAUUGUAACAUUGGCUUUAUCACCUCCUUUUGUUGGAGGAAUUGGAGAGAAGAUUACAUUGAUUCUGCAAGAGAUAGAAAAGUUCAAGUCAAAUGAAACUAUUCCAAUGCUCUCAGCUGUUGCUUUUAUACAUACUGUCCCAACAUUUCCAGUCAGUGGAUCAUCUGAAAGCUCAGGGAAAGGUGCUUCAUACACUUUCUUGUUUACAGUCGGAGCCUCUCUUGGAGUCAGUAUGCUGACUGGUGGAUCAGCAGAGACAAUGUGGAGUCUGGCUAACACUCUUCAGAUUUUGUUCUUUAUGGGACUGAUUGAGUUAGAAUAUCCAUCAGAUCUUGCGAACACAUUUAAAAUAAUGGCUUACUCCAAUUUUGAUAACCCUCUGACUAAAUACGUAACCUCUGUGAUCUUCUUUGGAGUCAACUUCAUAAACUCUCCAGUGAGUACAAACUUCGGAAACCUUGGAUUUGAGUCAACGAACAUCUUGGUCAACAGCUUUGACAAGAUUGGGAUGAUCUUAAUUCUUCUCUUAUCCGCAAUUAUACUAAGUUGCCUCUACAAGAAAGUUAAGAAUAGUAACUCAAAAACUGCGAAUUGAGUUAAGAAAAUUGACAAAUCAAUCAGAUAUGAGUCCUUUACCAGGUUUGCUGUUGAGCUCGUACUCAAUCUCUCUGUUGCUUGCUGGAUCAAUAUUUGGUAUGGAAGUACUUAUUUGACUCAGGAUAAAAUUGCAUUCAUAGUUUCUGUAUUUACUCUCUUUGGGAUUUUUCUCUUGACUGCCUACGGAAUUUAUUAUCCAGUCUACCACUUUGAUGACAUCAAAAUGAACCCUGUUGUCCACGAAAGACACUGCCUUCUUUUCGUUGAUUUCAAAAAACAGAAAGCCAAACAACUGCUCUACUUCGGGUUCUUCAUGGUCAGGAGAAUUUUGUUUGCAUUUGUCAUUGUGUGCAUGAAAGAAGACCCUAAGAAACAGCUGAUCCUGUGAAUGCUCAUGUUCAUAUGGCAACUCUAUUACUGAGUGUCAGAAAAGCCAUAUGUGGCCAAAAUUAACAAUGUUCUUAACGUGUACAAUGAAUGUAUCUUAGUGCUUUUCACUUGACUCCUGUACCUCUUCACUGAAACAAGUGAUUCAAAUGCAAUCACUCAAAUUGGAUGGGCAUGCAUUGGAGUCAUCGUAGUCUUCUUCCUUGUAAACUGGUUGAUUAUUUUUCCAUCCCUGAUCUACUCCACAUGCAAGUCAUGCAAGAAAAAGAAGUUCGAUAAGGCAACUCUGGAUGAAGGAAGCCCAAUGACAUACAACGUCAGAAAUCCUUUGAACAAAGCCUUCAAACGACCAGAUUUCUCAGUAGAAGAGUUCAGAAAGAGGAUACAACAGCGAAAUAUCAAGAACAAAGAGGUAAAAAUCAGAAAGGCUCCUCCUAUACCUCGCAGACCCAAACUCACAUCUCCUGACGAGGAAUCAAAAGUCCAGAAAUAACUAUUUUCAUUAAUCCCAAUAAUCUUUACCCCCC